AUGGCAGAGCAAAUUUACAAUUCCGAUCAGACCAUGUCCGCUGCCGAAGAGGAGGCCCUCGUCGCAUCCGGAGAAGAUCUCCUGGUGGACGAUCUGCCCGAAGGCCUGAUCGAUCACCUUGCUGACUCCGCUGAGCUCCCCGUCGCCAAAAAACCGUGCUUUGACGCCGGCGCCAGCCACUCCCCCUCCCCCCCCUCCACCAACGUCACCACCUCUCCCAAAUCGGCCCAAGCGUAUCAGGCGCGCUCACCCGCACCCCCUACUGCUGCCGCUUCUAGCGCGCCACCGAGUGGCCCGUCGCCCUCGCUGACAGCCAUCGCAAGCGCCCCCAACGUCCCGGCAGGCCACGCUGCUGCCUACGCAUCCGUCGCCUCGGGCUCAAACCCAUCCCUUGGGCUGCCCACCCAUCGCCUCGCCCUUCCCGGGUACCCCCCCCCCCCCCCCCCCCCCAACCUUCGCCGCGCGCGUCUGAUCGUCGUUUCCCCCCUGCUGCUUCCUCAGCGCCGCCGCGUGGUCAUGUCCCUCCUCCUCCCUGAAGCCGAGCUGGAAGCGCACCGCACCGCGAUUUUUGCCGGCAUCAAUGCAACGCUGUGCGGUUUCAUGUUCGAAGCUGGCACCAUCCCACCUUUCGAGCAGACCGUAGGUGACCCCCUCCGCGUCUACGGCCGCCUGCAGUUUUCAUGGCCGUCGCAGGCGGACGCAACUGCCUUCCGCAGGAUGUUCCCCUUCUCUCUCAAACUCCCCAACUCCCGCCCCGUUCUGCUGAAGGAGUUUGUGGACAGAUUCGAGGAGUUUACUGCAGCUAAGGUUGCAGGCACUCCCACCCUCUCUAUCCGUAACGACCCUAUGGAGUACGCACCAGAGGAUAUCCGUGCCUUCCUCCUGGAGUCCACUGAGCCGGACGGUGCGCACUGGCUCGCCGAUUUGACCAACUUCCACCGCGCCUUUGACCCCUACGAGGGUACCUACUUCACUCAUCUCGCUGGGCUCCCAGUCGCCACCUCCGACGACCUGCAUUUCGACCUUAUUCCAUCCGAAAUCCUGCUGGAGGUCAACAAACCUCCCAUGUUGCUGAAUUUCUCCUGCCACGUGUGCGUGCUAUGCUCCAACAACCACCGCGCGUUCGCGACCCGCCGCCGCCAACGCCUCACGAACCAGAACACUAUUUCAAUCGCGCAACUGCAGCAGGCAAAUGGUACGCAAAACACCUUUUCGGCUUUUGUUGCCAACUUCCCUCGUUCUUGCUGUCACCCCUCACUUCCAGUUUGCUCCCCUCUUCCCCUUGUACGUUCCCCCUUUGCCCUCCAACCUGCCUUCUCCCCCCCCCGCGACUCACCUUUUCCCUGCCCAUCAACAAACCUGCUCCCCCCCCUCCCCCGUGCUCACCUUCCAAUGUCCCUAUGUCCUUUCACGCCCCCCUCCCCCACUGUCCUUCCUCUCCUGCUCCCCACGGUCGCCCACGCCCUGGCCACUCCCCUAACCAACCUGUUUGUGCCCCCUCCCCACGUUACCCCCCACCUCACCACCCAUCCAGAGACCACUGCCCCCCCUCUAUGGACCUCCUCUCCUGCCAACCCCCUCUCCCAUUUGCUUUUUCUCUACCCACACCCCCCCGCCGCCCGGCUCUCCCCCACCCACCCGCUCACCCCGCACCGCCACCCCCUCUCUUCCCUCCUCAACCCAAGCAGGUUUCUCUCCCCCCCGAACCACCCCCCUCCAGCCACUUCUCAAAUCCUCCCCACCCCCUGUGACAUUCCCCCCUCAAGCCACCUCCUGGUCGGGCCUCCGCCCACCCAUAAUCUCACUCCAUACCACCAACCCCCCCCUGCCCCCUCCGCUCCCCGCAAUCAACCCCCCACCCUCGCACGCACCUCCCCCUCCCAUUCCCCCCACUCCCCCCAUGACACCCCCUCCCCCACCUCCCUCGCGGUCGGACCUCCAUUCCCCCACGAGCCCAACCCACUACCGCACUUUUCCCCUGCUUCCUCCCCCCCCCGCAGGCAACCCUCCCUUCACACUUCUCACUACCCUCUCAAGGAUCAGGCCGCCACCCUCCUCAUUUCUGGGCUGCACCGCCCUCCCAGAGACUCCCCCCCUCUGUCAACAGCCCCCUCCCCCCAUUCUCUUCCACACCGCACCCAAACAGAUCACAAUCAACCCCCUCGACCUCCUCACUCCCUCUGGCUGGACUCUCGCCCAACCCCGUCCCCUCCCGAUGCCCCUCCCCCCUCUCUGUACCUCCCUUCCCUCGCAGCCACAACUCCUUCACGGAGUUUCCCUCCUCAAACCUCCCCCUUGCCUCUCCCCCCUGCCCCUCACCCGACCCCCCCCCUGCUCCCCUACACCUGGAUACUUGCCCCCGUGCCCUCCCCGCGCCCCUCUUCUCCCCCUGAAUGCUCCCUCUCUCGCAGGCAAUAUUUUGGGGAACCUGCGCCGACCGCUUUCCGCAACGACCCCGGCCUCAUCUUCAUCGGGCUGGACGAGCAAGUCAAAACCUGGACGUGCACCCUCUGCGAUUUCACCUGA
Molecule: messenger RNA, 2526 nt
Organism: Closterium sp. NIES-65
Lineage: Eukaryota; Viridiplantae; Streptophyta; Zygnematophyceae; Desmidiales; Closteriaceae
Source: the annotation of a GenBank genome assembly